Paramecium octaurelia is the source of this 1741-nucleotide messenger RNA. NCBI's taxonomy places the organism in Eukaryota, Ciliophora, Oligohymenophorea, Peniculida, Parameciidae. The record is from the annotation of a GenBank genome assembly.
AUGUUAUUAAAAACUAAAGGUGAUGUUGAUGAUAAUAAUUUAGAUCGAAUGAAUGAGUAAAUAUUCUAGAAUUUAUGAGAGUGAUGAAACUACAAAUCUAGUGGUUCCACAAUUUCCAGAGUUCAAGCAUCCUGGAUAAGGGAAACAAGUUCUAAUGAGACCUGCAAGUAAAUAAUUCUUGAACUCACCAUCAAAGUUGGAAGACUCAUUAUCAGGGAGCACAAAGAUCACUUAAGUGAAUGUAAGUGUUGUUCACUAUUAAGAGUGCCGGACAUGCCUAUGAUUACAUCGUUAAUCGCUUUCUUUAGACUAUCAAAAAGCAUCUUACUUCACCUCAAAGGUAAGAGCACUUAUCUAUACAAGAUCUGAAGUGGAGGGAUAAAUUAUUCGAACCUUGAUUUCACAGCAAACCAAAUUAUAAUACAUGCUUCAUAUUGAUUGGGCUAAAUAUUAUACUAGUUAUUUGUAACAUAUAAAUACAAAAGUGCCGGGACCUAUAAAUAACUAACCUUUCUUUGCUGACUAGUGUUCAACAGAAGCAAUUUACAAGCCAAACUUAAAAUAAGAUGUGGAUUUUGUCUUACUUAAUCGAAAUACUUGGAUGUUCAUUCAUUGUUUAUAUGGUGGAGGACCUGAAGUCUCAGUUUAAGAUUAUAGCAAAGGAGAGGGAUUUGAGAAUUCAACUCAUAAACCUACUUUAUCGAGAGUCAGUUCAUUGUAGUCAGGAUUGGUAGAUACUGUUUCAUAUAUGAGUAUCACUCUGCCUUUCCAAAAAUCUUAAUUUGAACUGCCUCCUAUUGGAUUUUAUAACGAAUCUAAUUAUUGCUUUAUGCAUGCAGCUUUACAAACUCUAUUGUCAGUUGAAUAAAUAAAUUGUUGGAUGAUGAAUGAAGGGAAGAAAAUAGCCAAUUAAUAGUCAGAUAAGUACAGAUGGUUAAAUGCUUAUUUAGAAAUAAUCACAAUUGCAGUUAACAAAAAGGCAGGGGCCUUUAUUAAAAUUUAGUUAUUAAAGUAAUUGAUAAAAAGUAAAUUUGACCCCCGUCAAUAACACGAUUCCCAAGAAUUUUUAAGAUACUUCAUAGAGUAGUUGACUGUCGAAAUUUAAGGAUAAUUAAAGUAUGAUUAGCCAAUCACAGAGAUUGCCUUUCAGGGUUAGAUGAUGUCCUUGAUUAAAUGUGAUUAAUGUAACCAAUAAUCCUCUAAGUUUGAAUCAUUUUUGGAUUUAUCUUUGCCUAUGAAUAAGUUGCAAACCUUAGAAAAAUGUUUAAGAUUAUUCUUUGCCUAAGAGAUACUGAGUGAUCACUAUUAGUGUGAAAAUUGUUAUAAUGAAACCAGAGCAGUUAAAAAGUAUGUAAUUGGUACACCUCCUUUGUAUUUGAUGAUACAUUUAAAAAGAUUUCAGGUCUAUCCCAAUAGGAUUAAGUUGAAUGGACAUGUGAGAUUCCCAAUCAGUCUUGAUGUUUAAGAGUAAACUACAAUUCUAAAAUUAUCAUAGAUUUUGUUCCAUAAAAGCCAAAUACAAAUUAAGAUCAAUCAUUGUUCAUUAAGGAACACCUGAAAGAGGCCAUUAUGUUACAUUUUCAUCUAGACAAGAUCAGGUAAAGAAUCAUUUCUAUUUAAAUAGUGGUAUUAUUUUGAUGAUCACAAAAUAUAUUUAGUUACAGAACAAGAUGUUUUGUAGCAAUAGGCAUAUGUAUUGAUAUACGAAAAGGUUGAAGAGUAUCUUAUUGACAUGUAAUGA